AUGGCUAGGAUUAAUGCACAACUGUUGCAGUUAGAACAAAUAGCUAGGAUUAAUGCACAACUGUUGCAGUUAGAACCAAUAGCAAGGAUUAAUGCACAACUUUUGCAGUUAGAACAAAUAGAUAGGAUUAAUGCGCAACUGUUGCCGUUAGAACCAAUAACUAGGAUAAAUGCACAACUGUUGCAGUUAGAACAAUUAGCUAGGAUUAAUGCGCAACUUUUGCAGUUACAACAAAUAGCCAGGAAUAAUGCGCAGCUGUUGCAGUUAAGACAAAUGGCUAGAAUUAAUGCGCAACUGUUGCAGUUAGAACCAAUAACUAGGCUUAAUGCGCAACUGUUGCAGUUAGAACACAUAGGUAGGAGUAAUGCGCAACUGUUGCAGUCUAAACCAAUAACUAGGAUUAAUGCGCAACUGUUGCAGUUAGAACCAAUAGCUAGGAUUAAUGCACAACUGUUGCAGUUAGAACCAAUAGCUAGGAUUAAUGCGCAACUGUUGCAGUUAGAACAAAUAGCUAGGAUUAAUGCGCAACUGUUGCAGUUAGAACCAAUAACUAGGAUUAAUGUGCAACUGUUGCAGUUAGAACAAAUAGCUAGGAUUAAUGCGCAAGUGUUGCAUUUAGAACAAAUGGCUCGGAUUAAUGCGCAAAUGUUGCAGUUAGAACAAAUGGCUAGGAUUAAUGCGCAACUGUUGCAGUUAGAAUAA
Messenger RNA from Mercenaria mercenaria, 702 nucleotides. RefSeq lists its product as uncharacterized. Lineage: Eukaryota; Metazoa; Mollusca; Bivalvia; Venerida; Veneridae. The transcript has a single exon. The record is from RefSeq and is a predicted model, not a curated record. The coding region runs from base 1 to 702 and encodes 233 amino acids.